Molecule: messenger RNA, 1254 nt
Organism: Balaenoptera acutorostrata (minke whale)
Lineage: Eukaryota; Metazoa; Chordata; Mammalia; Artiodactyla; Balaenopteridae
Product: paraneoplastic antigen Ma6E-like
Exons: 3
Coding region: 1-1254 (417 amino acids)
Source: RefSeq, a predicted model, not a curated record
AUGGCUCUGGCGAUACUGCGGGACUGGUGCAGGUGGAUGGGCGUGAACGCUCAGCGAUCUCUGCUCAUCCUGGGCAUCCCGGACGACUGCAAAGACCAGGAAUUCCAGGAGGCUGUGCAGGCUGCCCUGUGUUCCCUGGGCAGGCGGGAGCUGCAGCCGGGCCACGGGGAAGAGUCCUUUGAGAGCUGGCUGGAGCAGGCCAACGACAUGCUGCACCUGUGGCGCCACGUGUCGGAGAGGGAGAGGAGGCGGCGGCUGGUGGAGAGCUUGCGCGGCCCCGCGCUGGACCUCCUGUGCGGCCUCCUGGCGGAAGAUCCCGAUCUGGCUGCCCAGGACUGCCUGGCCGCGCUGGUGCAGGGGUUUGGGAACAAGGAUCCCCGGGUGAGCGCUCGGCUGAAGCUCCUGACCUGUGCCCAGCGGCCUCGGGAGACUCUCUUUGCGUACGUCAUGCGCCUGGAAGGCCUGCUGCAGUCGGCCCUGGAGAAGGGGGCCAUCCACCCGGCCACGGCGGACCAGGUGCGCGCCCGGCAGGUGCUGACGCGGGCCCGGCUGAACGACGCGCUCCAGAAGGAGCUGAGGAGGAUGCGGCUGAUGCGGAGGCCUCCCGGCUUCUUGGGGAUGCUGCGGCUCGUCCAGAAGGCCGAGGCCUGGGAGGCCGACCCGGCCAGCAGUGAGCAGUUCCCAGGGGGAGAAGAGGCCCGUGUGGACGUGGCAGUCCUGGCAGCAGCCGCCCAGGCCGCCCCGGCCCGUGAGGCCAUCACCGAGGGCACCACUGCAGAUGGCACCAAGGCCUCCCCGGCCGGUGAAGAUACCACCGCCCAGGCCGCCUUUUCCAAGGAAGGUAGCGCCGAGGACCACCCAGCGCGUGAAAAGGCCAGUGAGGCAGUUGCCGGCACUGCCAAGGCUGGCGAGGCGGCCCCUGAAGAUCAUGGUGCCGCCAGGGCAGCCCCUGGCCCUGGGGAGACCAGCAAGGCCUCCGCGGCCACUCAGGAAGAUGGAAGUGCUCCCGCCCCUGCGGGCCUAGGUCAGGCAGGACCCUCAGGUGCCCCCGGGGCCCCCAUGCCUGGCCGGGUGGGCAGUGCUUCCCCGGUGGCCCCAGGAGGUCUGGGCUGGGAGCCAGAGGGCCUUGCCCAGGCAGGAGGCCAGGAGGCCGAGGAGCCCCCCGAGGAGGGGCUCAAGCCCAUCCCGGAAGUGCCGGGAAAUGAGGACGGGGCUGCAGAGAUGAGCCCCCCGGGGUCCUCCUCGGGCCAGUAG